Molecule: messenger RNA, 513 nt
Organism: Sinocyclocheilus rhinocerous
Lineage: Eukaryota; Metazoa; Chordata; Actinopteri; Cypriniformes; Cyprinidae
Product: stonustoxin subunit alpha-like
Exons: 1
Molecular function (GO): protein binding
Source: RefSeq, a predicted model, not a curated record
UUUCUCACACUGGAUCCAAACACAGCAAACACUCAACUCAUUCUGUCUGAGGAGCACAGAGAGGUGACACGUGUGUUUGAGAAACAGUCGUAUCCUGAUCAUCCAGACAGAUUUGAUUAUGAUCAUCAGGUGUUGUGUAGAGAGAGUGUGUGUGGACACUGUUACUGGGAGCUCGAGUGGAGUGGACAUGAUGUGUGUAUAUCAGUGUCAUAUAAGAGCAUCAGCAGGAAGGGUAAAGAGUGUGUGUUUGGACGUAAUAAUCAGUCCUGGAGUUUGUGCUGCUCUUCCUCCAGUUACUCAUUCAGACACAAUAAGAUUGAGACUCGUCUCCCUGUGAAGCCCAUCAUCAGCAGGAGAAUAGGAGUGUUUGUGGAUCACAGUGCAGGAACUCUGUCCUUCUACAGCGUCUCUGACACAAUGACACAUAUACACACAGUCCAGACCACAUUCACUCAGCCGCUCUAUCCUGGGUUUGGGGUUUAUAUUUAUGAAUCAUCAGUGAAACUGUGUUGA